Messenger RNA from Varroa destructor (honeybee mite), 2822 nucleotides. RefSeq lists its product as uncharacterized. Gene Ontology annotation, cellular component: clathrin coat of coated pit; clathrin coat of trans-Golgi network vesicle. Lineage: Eukaryota; Metazoa; Arthropoda; Arachnida; Mesostigmata; Varroidae. The record is from RefSeq and is a predicted model, not a curated record. Gene Ontology annotation, biological process: vesicle-mediated transport; intracellular protein transport. Gene Ontology annotation, molecular function: structural molecule activity.
UUAUUUUUCAUUUUCGUUCCUUUAGGAUUUUUUGCAAGUUAUAAAUUUCUAAACGUUCUACCGCUGGCGUGGCGUUGAUCAGCCCGAUUCUGCACGAUACAGCCAGUAGAACGUAACGUACACACACGUACACCUUAGCCUCUACGAACAAUUCCGCGAUAGAUUGUCAAACAUAUAAAUGCGUCGGCGUGCAUUAAAACGCCUCCCGGUGUUCUGCGCUAAGUCGUAUCCGAUCUCCAUAGCUUCCUUGCCUAUUACGACUUUCUCUGCUGGUAGCGUCUCAGCUGUCUAUGAUAAUGAUGUUCGUGGUAUUCACAAGGAAACAGACAGGGGAUUCGAGCAAAUAGACGUUCUGCUAUACUAUUGGAGACGCCGCGCAGCGUUCGCUGGUGAUCAGCUUUUAUCUAAUGUUUUACUCCACUCCAUCCGCCCCCGCGUCGUCACCACUACUAUUUGCAUUGACCGAAACGAGCGAUCUACCUUUGGAUUGACCUUUGGGCUGCUGAGAGGUCGUAUCGGAUAUAGUCGUCACAGCGGCUGUUGCUGCUAAUGUUGUCGAGGCCGUUACUUCUACUGCGGUCGUAUCAAACCUACUCUAUUUAGCGGAACAGAAAUAUGCUCAAUGGCAUUCGAUAUUAGCGGUACAGCAAUAACAUUAUCACCAUUAGAACAGUCAGCGACCGUCCAUCAAAGACCAGUAGAAGCGCUGGCUAGAAGCGGAAAGUCUUCUCGACAGCUCACUCCCUCACAUUGCGGCUGACUUCAGUGUUUCCUUUCAUCUAGAUAAAACGUUGAGAACAGUCACUAGGCCACUGGAAUAACACUUAAGCCAAACUACUGCACGUACGCCACGUACGGGCACACUCGCCAGCCGGCUUGCGAUAAUCUUCUAAUAGCCCAUUUUGAGAUGGAGGUGGCGAUAGUUUUUCAGUAAAUGUAAUAAUCCGUGCAUUAAACGCUCUAGAUAAGCGAAGCAUUCGUCUGUUAUAAUCUCAUUGUUUGACUGAGUGAAACCCGAAGUUAUUGACACCGAUUCGUAAUAGACGUAUAAGCGCCGUAAACUCUGACAAGCGAUCCUCCCACCACGUUGGCCAGCGACAAAGUCAUCACCUUAAUAACUUGUGAGGGUGGCACGACACACGACAACGGUGUAUUUGUAUCGUUGCCUCUUUCCUUGUAGGUCAGUGAAGGAAAUAGGCAGUUUACCUAUUCAGCAAUAAGAUAAUGGAUUUCCACUUGACAAUGGAACGCGACCCGGCGCUAAAUAAGUUCCUUGAAAAAGAAAAGGAGUGUUUUCAAGAGACACAAGGCGGUUUUAACGACCAGGGUGCUCAUCGUAUAGAGGAAAAUAAAGUUCAAGAUGACAACACGUGUCAACAGCAGGAUGAAAAGGACAUUCAAUGUCUAAACACAGAGGUUACUUAUGAUUUGACCAAAUAUGCUGCCGCCCCAGAUACAAAACAGCUGCCGGCAUGCCAGAAGGUCGACGAAACUUUGGCGUCGGCUACGAAUCGGACUUCUGCAGAACCCGAGCAUAACGACCCCCAACAAUCAAUCCUGGUUCCUGCUGCUGCCACGAAUGAUGGCACGAAUUCGCGUGCCAGUAUUAGCCUUCAAACAGUGGCUAGUGUUGGGAUGAUUAGAAAUUCUAUGGCCCGCGCAGAGCAUUGCAGACCGCAAGCGAGAAGGUUUCACCAGGAAUCGGAAACAAUGCAACAAUGGCGAAAGGAUUUCGAGGAACGACUAAGAAUCAAGGAUCAACUUGAAGCCGAAGCCAUUAAGGAGCUCAGGGAAGAAGCUGGCAGAUCGAAAAGGGAAUGGUAUGCCCAGUGGCCAGCCGAAGUCGCUGAACGGCGGGUACUUCGAAGCCUGGAAGAACAAAUGGCUGCCGACGCUCUCCGAGAAAGUAACAGUAACUCUACCUGUUGGCAGCGCAUGAGCCGCAUCGCGAAAUCACUUAACAUCCGCAGAGAGUCAAAGGACUUGAAUCGCAUGAGAGCGUUGCUUAUAGCACUCGAACGGCCGCCCAAAAGGACCGUCCCCAUUUUCUGGCAAGCAACGACUGGUGCAACAACACGACCCAAGGUUCGUCGUAAUCUAUUCGGUGGCGUCUCGGCUGAACAGCUAAUAACACCAUCGAACACCAUCGUCUGAGCCUCUUUGAACGAGCAGUUCAGGUCUGAAGUGAGAAAUAGUUAUUGCAACCUUGAACUAUUUUUAUUUAUUAUAGAUUUGUCUUAUUAUUAUUAUUAUCAGGAUUUAAUUCGCUGAAAUCGCAGCUGGCUGGCCCUCCAUGGCCAGUUUGUAGCCACUAUAGGCCGUACAGACUGAUCUGGUUGAAGUUUCCUGUUCGCCGUUUCGGCCAACAAGUGAUCUCUUGAAUGACAUUUUGGUAACAAAAAAUCCCCCUCUUAAUUCGUUUUGUCAAACGUACCUACAGCGGAAUGAAAAUAUAUAGGAUGGUAGAAAAGUUGGUAUAUAGCUAAAGCACCUACUGGAAUAUGUUACGUUAUCGGAAAAAGCUACAGGCUUAACGCAUGCAGCAAGCUUUACAUGGUGAAGCUCGAAAGGGACUCAACUCACUGUAUAUUUGCGUGAAAAGUUACCCGCCUCUCGAUUUGCGACGGCGAAAACCUGACUAACAGAUUAUGCAACAGAACUAGGUAAAACUUCUUCACGACAUAUGAACUACUGCCAGAAAUUCUUACUUGGCAGUGUUUUUUGAGCGCGUUGUCCAUUGCACGUAUCAACAACCGAAUACGCCUGAAUCGAGAAGGUCAUUUGUCCUAGACAUGCGUAAUAAUAACGUUAUCCAAAAUACC